Sciurus carolinensis (gray squirrel) is the source of this 2059-nucleotide messenger RNA. RefSeq names its product progestin and adipoQ receptor family member 6 (gene Paqr6). Bases 352 to 1386 code for a protein of 344 amino acids. Gene Ontology annotation, cellular component: membrane. Lineage: Eukaryota; Metazoa; Chordata; Mammalia; Rodentia; Sciuridae. Gene Ontology annotation, molecular function: signaling receptor activity. The transcript has 8 exons. The record is from RefSeq and is a predicted model, not a curated record.
AGGGAAUUACACCGCUAGGGCCUGUUCUACCCUGUUCCUGCUAGUCUACACAGCAAGGCAGGCCAUGCUGGAGGGGCCACUGUUUGCAGGAGACUGAGUGAGCUGCCUGCUAAUGGGGCUGGGCCACCCUGUGCUGCUCCCUAGAGGCUGGACAAGGCUGGGAUUGUUCCCUGGCUCCCCCUUGUCUCCCCACUCUCCGCCCAGUCCUGGCCCUCCUCCCCAGCCACUCUUCUCCCUGUCAGCUUGGCUGGCAGGAGCCUGGGACUCCACCUGAAGGAGCCCUGGGUUGCAGAGCCACCAGCCGAGGAGCAGCCCAACAGCUCUGGGUCAACGUGGAGGUGCCAGGCCACCAUGCUCAGCCUCAAGCUACCCCAACUCCUUCGAGUCCACCAGGUUCCCCGGGUGUUCUGGGAAGAUGGCAUCAUGUCGGGCUACCGGCGCCCCACCAGUUCGGCCUUGGACUGUGUCCUCAGCUCCUUCCAGAUGACCAACGAGACGGUCAACAUCUGGACCCACUUCCUGCCCACCUGGUACUUCCUGUGGCGCCUCCUAGCGCUGGUUGAGGGCCCUGGUUUCCGCGCAGAGCCCUACGACUGGCCAUUGCUCAUCUUCCUGCUGCCCGCCUGCCUCUAUCCCUUCGCGUCGUGCUGCGCGCAUACCUUCAGCUCCAUGUCGCCCCGCGCGCGUCACAUCUGCUACUUCCUGGACUACGGCGCGCUCAGCCUGUACAGCCUGGGCUGCGCCUUCCCCUAUGCUGCCUACUCCAUGCCCGCCUCCUGGCUGCACGGCCGCCUACACCAGCUCUUCGUGCCCGCCGCCGCGUUCAACUCCUUCCUGUGCACCGGCCUCUCCUGUUAUUCCCGGUUCCCAGAACUAGAAAGUCCUGGGUUCAGUAAGGUCCUCCGCACAGCUGCCUUCGCCUAUCCCUUCCUGUUCGACAACCUUCCACUCUUCUACCGGCUGGGGUUGUGCUGGGGCAGGGGUCACAACUGUGGACAGGAGGCACUGAGCACCAGCCAUGGCUACCACCUCCUCUGUGCAUUGCUCACUGGCUUCCUCUUCGCCUCCCACCUGCCAGAGCGGCUGGCACCUGGACGCUUUGACUAUAUCGGCCACAGCCACCAGCUAUUCCACAUCUGUGCAGUGCUGGGCACCCACUUCCAACUGGAGGCGGUACUAGCUGAUAUGGGAUCACGCAGAAUCUGGCUGGCCACACAGGAACCCCCGCUGGGUCUGCAGGGCAUAGUGGCCACACUGGGCUUGGCAGUGGCUGGGAACCUGUUCAUCAUUGCCGCCUUCACAGCCUCCCUGCUUCGGGCCCCUGGGACCUGCCCUUUGCUGCAGGGUGGUCCACCAGAGGGGGGAACUCAGGCCAAGCAACAGUGAGAUCCAUCCCUGACCUUGGCCUGGAGGGAGGCAGGCUCCCAGCACUACUGUGGAGCCCAAGUCCAGGCCUAAUAAGUUGGGGGCACAUCUGAGCCUGGAACCAAGAAUGGCUGAGAGAGUGCAGAGAGGAGGAACAGUUUGGGGGAACUGGCAGCAAGUGAGAGGGACAGUGAGGGGGGCUCUUGGAGGGAGUGGGUAAGUGCCGAGGGUCUGUGAGGGGAGGUGUGUGUGUCCAGGCUGGAGUUGCCCCAGGGCCCUGUUGGAGGCUGCAGUAGGGAGUGUCAAGGACCUUUCAUCUGGCCCCAUUUCUGGUGCUUCUCAAUGUCUCUGCUUGGCCAGGGAAGAACUGACAUGACUAACCUAGGCCUACCCUGAAUGCUUGUUAAUCAGCCAGGGGCCACACAUUUGUUCCUUACCCCCGAAAAUGAGGUAGCACCCUGUUUGCCAGCAGCUUUUUGCCUAUGGAGAUGAGUCUGUCAGUCACAACUGUAUACUCAAGAUGUCCAGGCCUUUGGGGGCUGGUCUGUUUGCAUGUGUCAUGGCUGAUACAGUGGACUGAUGCGGGAGGGGUGCUGAGCUAGAGCUGGGAAGCCUAGUUAAGACUUUAGGAAGCCACUUUCAAUGCUUUCUGGAACAAAGCAGCUACGAUAAAUAAACAGGACUUUGGGAAGCA